UGGGCGCCCUGAUGGGUGUCCCUGACGCAUCCCUGCCUCGUUCCCGGGAACGGAGAACUGUCGCUACGAAUCACUCAGGGCAGCAUAACUAAUGAGGGAAAAAAGCUAAAGACAAAAACAUACUUCUUUCUCUACCUUAUGAAAGUGAAGUGGUUCUUAAUAGAUAAGGCCCUUGUUAGCUGCUUGCUGAUACCCGUUGAGGAAGAAGGAGGUCCAGCAAGACUAUGAAUCUCUGUUCCAAAUGCUUUGCUGAAAAAAGAAAUCCACACAAUGAAAAAGAUUUCCAGAAGAAACAGCCAGACGAUGACUCUACUCCCAGCACAAGCAACAACCAGUCAGAUUUGUUCUCUGGGGAAACAAACAGUGACAACAGCAAUACCUCUCUAAACACACAGGCCGCUAACUCCAGCCAGCAACUUUUGACAGAACUGAAUGUAACUUCACCGAGCAAAGAGGAAUGUGGGCCAUGCACAGGUACAGCUCAUGCCUCAUUAACCACACCAACCAAACGAUCUUGCGACUCAGAGAAUUUUCUUCUAAGUAGUGGAAAAAACACAGCAUUAAGAAAUGAAGAGGCGUGCAGCAGCAUGACAGCAUAUGAAAACAGUGGCUCCUGUCCCUGUCUAUUCAGUACAGAUUCACAGUCGGAGAGUGAGGCUUCUCCUGUGAAACGGCCACGGCUACUGGAUGACAGUAAUAACAGGCCUGAAGAAACCAGUCGAUCCAAACAGAAGAGUAGACGCCGAUGCUUCCAGUGCCAAACAAAACUGGAACUAGUACAGCAGGAACUGGGAUCAUGUCGCUGUGGUUAUGUGUUCUGCAUGUUGCACCGCCUGCCCGAACAGCACGACUGCACGUUCGACCACAUGGGCCGCGGGCGCGAGGAGGCCAUCAUGAAAAUGGUCAAACUGGAUCGGAAAGUAGGGAGAUCUUGCCAGCGCAUUGGCGAAGGAUGUUCCUGAGUGCAAGACUGCAACCAAAUGCUGUUCUCUUAGUUCACUAAUGUUAGCCUUAUUUAGGACAAAGUCAGCCAGACACCUUGUACUAGGCAAGUUUCAGACUACAGCCAAUCAGUUUCCUUUCUUUAGCCAACCGUCCUGGUACUGUAGUUUAGGGAUUGAUGGUUGAAAUUGAUCUCUGGCUGGUUACUAAGGUGCCUGCUAGCCACCGUAUAAAAAUAAAACAUGAAGAAAUACUAUUUUUGAGUACGGCUAGUGGAUUUAAACAAAGCAAGAAAAAUCCAAAGGCUUCUGUUAUCGCUGGAGUCACUCUAAAAGCCUUAUGCUGGAAACAUUCCAGCUGCAGAGUUAAAACAAAUAGUUGUGUAGAAGCUGGUGUAAAAGUUUGCUAUGCACAUGGCUUUUGGACAAACUGUUUAAUGUGCAGCCUUUCACCUCUUCACUGCUACUGAAUCCUGAGGAGGUGAAAUACUACUUGGAGCAGCAACUGCAACUGCUUAAGUGCAGAAGACCUGACUGGUAACUUGUGCCUUCAUCACGUGUGGCUUUUGAGUUAGGCAGUGUCACCAGCAUCAGGGAUUCUGUUGGGGUAGGAACACCUUUCUGGUUCUUCCCAGGAAGCCAAAAAGAAAGGGGGACAAAGAUUCUUAUGAAAAAUUUUUAUAUCUUACUAUAAAGAACCUAUCAGAGUUUUUUGGGUUUUUUUUUUUUUUUGUUUUGUUUUUUUUCCUUUCUUCUCUGGUAAAUUAUGAUCUCUCUUUAAAGCCAGCUCCAUCCCGGAGCAGUAAAUGGUGCAUACCAGUAAGUGGUGCGACUUUUUACAUGGCAUCCACAGAGAUUCUGCAUCUUGUGUGAACAGAUUCCACAUACCUUGAGCAGUGCAGCCAUUCCCACUGGCCAAAACCUGAUUGGCUCUUGUUUGCCUUUUGCUAAGUGCAGGUAUCUGAUGAUUGAUCAAAUAAGGCUAAUUCACAGCACAGUAGCCAUGGCUGGAUUCUACAGACUGAUUUUCUGUAGCUAGACUUACAUAUUGGGGAAAAAAGGACAUUUUGUAGCAAACAGAAUUCAGUAACAGUAUUGGGGAACAACCUGUAAAACAAAACAACCUUUGUCAGAAUGAGUUUGUGUUCCUCACACAGACAGAGUUCAGAGUGUCAAUGAGAUAAUCAAAGGGGCUCCACCAGCCCUCCUAUGCAGCUGAACGUGCCCACAAAAAUCCCUGCCCGCAAAACGAAUAUAGCAAGUGAAUGUGAAAAACAUUAUCUGGAUAGAAUGUUCUGGAUCUGGUUAGAGCUAUGGUUCUGUGUUACGGUGUGUCAUGCUGAGCUGAGCCGAACCACACCGGCUUUGCCACUUUGGAAACAUAAAAGCAAACAUCAUAACGGAGCUGUCUCUUGCUGCCCACGGGGCUUAUGCAGGUAAAAAUAAUUUGUGCCAAUGUCACCCAGCUUAAUCCUGAAUGAGUUUAACUUCUCAUUUGAUUAGCAAGUUAUUAACAAGUGGGUAAAUUUGUAAGAAAACCCGAGGGAAGGAUCAACUUUGUCUCAUAUUUAAAUACUGGGCGGAUCUGAAACACAUGGGGUGAAGUAACCUGUCACUUGGAAAACCCCAGCUUGAUCCUCCCAGUGAUCCUCCAUUCUAUUUGUUACAGGUAAUUAACUCCUUAUAGGCCAAAUUACACUAUUACUUUGGUAGCCAAUGUUAGGAACAUUUAACAAUGAGACAACUAAUUAAAAAAAUUUUUUAUAUAUAUAUAUAUAUGUAUGUAUGUGUAUAUAUAUAUAUAUAUAUAUAUAUAUAUGUACGUAUGUAUAUAUGUGUGGGUGUGUGGGUGUGUGUCUUUACACAUACACAGCAUCUGACUGUAUUAGCAUUAACCAUGAAGGAAAUCAGAAAUGUCCUAUCAUUAGAAAUGCAAGCUGUCUGGAAGGCAGGCAGGUUUUUUUUUCCCUUGUUCUUAUUCAAGACUAUGAACCAGUAGCAAAAGCUUCUGUAAUGGGCUGCGUUUUCAGGAAGUGGUCCUGGUGAGAGGACCUGUCCAAGGAUAUUAUUUACAUUUGCAGUAAGGAGUUUAAAAAAUUCAUGGAUUUUGGCAGCUGCUGUGAUACGCACUUUCUUUUCCCACAAAAUCCUAUCCUAGCAUUUGAUGGGCAUUCUGAUUGAUACACAAGACUUUUCUGCAUUAAUACUGAAGAUAUUUUGUUCCUCCUUAAUAUUCUCUUUAAUCUUGUUACAAGUGCACAGAGGGUUUCAAGGUUGCUCUUGAGAGGACACUACUUAACGUUCAUGUGAAUUAUGGACAAUGUUCACUUUAAAUAAAAAGUUGGAGAGGGGGUUGUUCCUUUGCAGUACCUGUUCUGUGAAGUUUGUUAAACGUAAAGAAAGCUUAAGUUCUUGUAUCUUAAAAGAAGAUCUUAUUUAACCCUUUUGUGUUCUAGAUUUACUUACACAUGUAGCCUAGAGCUCAGUUUUAGUUUAACAUUGUGAAAAUAUUGAAAGAAUCUUGUAACUUUAUUCUUUUUCCUCAUGCUAAAAAAAAAAAAAAAAUUAAACCAAUCAGAUUAAAGUUUGAAUUCCUUUCUGCCUA
This is a messenger RNA of Parus major (Great Tit), 3546 nucleotides long. It is a transcript of the gene ZFAND3, whose product is annotated as zinc finger AN1-type containing 3. Bases 225 to 962 code for a protein of 245 amino acids. Gene Ontology annotation, molecular function: zinc ion binding. Lineage: Eukaryota; Metazoa; Chordata; Aves; Passeriformes; Paridae. The record is from RefSeq and is a predicted model, not a curated record. The transcript is spliced from 8 exons.